UCUAUUACUGUAUGUUCUACCCGCUCCCAUGGGUGCCUGUAUAUAUCCUCUAACCACAUUGCCAAGACUCAGCGAAAAAAAUGAAGUGGAAAGAAUGUCAAGAUUUCCAGAUGCAGCGGAUAGGACUUGCUGGGACACCAGAGCUCAUUCCAUGCGGCCGCCGAUACGAACAGCUGCACGCAGUUGUAGAACUAAUAUAAUAUUGUAUUAUGUGUUGUUAAAUUUUUCUAUGUAAAUUGCAUAGUAUUGUACAUCAACAACUUGCUUCAACUUAUAACUCCCAAACCACAGCAAAAGCCUCACAGCAAUAAUAAUGCUAGUAUAUACUAUCAUGGGCCUUAAGAAGGGUUUGGAGCUCUGCCUCUGUCUUCGCCAAACGGUUUAUUUUCUGCGUGCCCUCACAUCCGAAUUGGCGGCAGGCAAAUGUCGCAGUUGGAAGGCCGAGGAACUACGACAGAAAUCAUUGGAGGAUUUGCAUUAAUUAUGGUAUGUUUGCUUAAUGGAAAAGAAUAUGCUGCUAUCGCAGAAACCAAUGUUGCUCUCGCAAAACAUGCGGAUGCCAUACCCUGAGCGUUUUCCGAAGGUGCGCAAGACGAUGUGUCGUAUCAAGCAGGUGCUGACUGAGAGGGCUUUGGUGGAGGAAGAUGCAAGUAGACGGAAAGCUUUGAGGGAGAUAAUAAAUGACCUGUGAGGCAGCAACGAUAUUUCUUCUAGGACUUGGAGCUGCUGAUUGUAGGGUUGGCACAUACGAAUAGAAGUUAUUACACCGAAGGUAUUUGUAGUGCCCGAAAGCUGGAAAGAAUCGUAAUUGGUACAGGUGGAGAAUUUGACAUAUGUUGACGUAUUUUAUACUACUGUUUUAGUUGUUAAAUGCACAGAUUUUAUGCAAUAUAACGACUUCAUCAGUAUAAAUUUCGGGGUUUUGUA
Molecule: messenger RNA, 927 nt
Organism: Physcomitrium patens
Lineage: Eukaryota; Viridiplantae; Streptophyta; Bryopsida; Funariales; Funariaceae
Source: RefSeq, a predicted model, not a curated record